UAGUGGUGGUGCUGGUGGUGGUGGUGCUGCUGGUGGUGGUGCUGCUGCUGGUGGUGGUAGUGCUGGUGGUGCUGCUGGUGGUGGUGGUGGGAGUCGUCCGAAUCGUUAAUGGAGUAAAGUUCGAUCAAGUUUGACGCUCGACGACUAAACAAUCGAUGGUUCCAAGUACCUCGCUCCAGGCUCCGAGGGGACCCUGAGGGACCCCGGGAACCCCGUUGACGGGCGGUGGAGGUGGUGGAGCCGAGAGGACGAUGCACAGCUCGCUGGAGUUUGAGACGGAGCCGGUGCGCAAGUCGCCCAUGAUUCACGGCAAGGAGCAGACACGAGCAUCCAUGAUGCAGAUGGCUUCCAUGGGCAGCCACUCUCCCAGCAGCCCGCUGUCUCCGCUGGCUGAGGUGGCAAGUGCCGCCCCCCCACUGCUCGCCGUGCUGGAGCCAGGGGUGGAUGCCGACCUACCAGGGGGCCUCUCCCUCUUCCCCAGCCUUGACAGCGUGGCCGGCAUGGCUGCCUCACACGAGCACGCCGACGGGGACUCUCCAAAUGAUCCGCCCGAGAAGACCAACAUGACGUGGCUGGAUGCGGCACAGCUGGUGCUGGAAGAGGCCGGGAAGCCUCUGCACAUCAAGGAAAUCAAGCAGCGCGUGCUGGAGGCCGGCCUUGUGCAGUCCAGCUCAAAGUCAAGCCUGGAGGCAGUGAUGUAUAGAGAGACACAAAAGGGAAGUCGAAGGUUCAAGCGGAUCGAGAACAGGAACGGGGUCUUUGCGCUGCUGACGCCAGCCGAGCGGCAGCAGCAGCUCCUGCACUGCUACUCCGCCACCGCCGCCACGUGCGCCGGCAGGGCGUUUGCCCUGCCGGCGCUCCACACCUCGUCCCCCUCCACGGCGCCGGCCCGCCUGGCCCAAGCCUUGCCGGCACCCAACCCUCGCGGGGCGCCGUCCCCGUCGGCCUCCGCGUCGGCGUGCGUGACCGGCGGCGCCGGCGCCGUGGCGGUCUCGUCGUCCUCUCCUCGCACGGCGCUGUCUCCCGGCCGAGGCCUGGGCGGGCCGCCCCCCCUGGGCGGCGCGAGGGCCCCGCCGGGGGGGGGCGGCGGGGGGGGCGCGGGGCUGGGGGCCGGCGCGGCGGCGUCUCAGCGCAGCAAGGCGCGCCGGCUGGCGCGACGGAACGCCGUGAGCGAGCGCUACCGCAUCAAGUACCAGCGCCUACGCCGCCUCGUGCGCACCACCAUCUUCGAGAACGCGGCGCUGUGUGACGAGCUGGCUCGGGUGGAGGGAUGCCUCGCUGGAGCCAAGGAGCAGAGGAGGGUGCUGUUGAAGCGCUUCCUGCAGUACCAGGCUCUGUAUGAGGGCACCGACCCCGCAGCCUCGGCCUCCCCCACUGGGGUCACAGUGGGGGGCCCCGGGGCAGCAGCCCCCCCAUCUGCUCACUCGCCCCCCACGACCGUCGGGCUUCCCCCAAGCGUCGCUACGACGGCAGCCGUCGUCCCGGCGCUGGAUGACCCCCCUGCGAAGAAACCCAAGCGGGCAAAGAAGGAGCGGACGAAGGAGAGGAGCAGGGAGGAUGACGAGAAGGGCUCGAAGGGGAAGGCCUCGAAGCGGAGGAAGGGCGGCGAGGGCCCCACGCGCCGCCUCGUGCAGCCGAUCCCGCUCGACCAAAUGGGCCGGCCAAUCUUCCCCAUCGCGCUCGGAGACCUGACCAUCUACAGCCUCGGGGAGAUCAUCACAGACCGGCCGGGCUUCCACGACGAGGGCCACAUCUACCCCGUGGGCUUCUGCAGCACGCGGACGGCGGGCAGCCUGCGCCACUGUGAGCUCACCUGCCUCUACACCUGCCAGAUCAAGGACGGUGGCUUUGGGCCCCAGUUCGAGAUAGUGCCGGAGGACGACCCCCAAAACCCGAUCGUGGCGUCGUCGGCGUCGGCAUGCUACGCCAACCUGAUGAGAGCCACACUCGCCGCACGAGGGAAAUCCGUUCCUGCCGUGAGCUCCUCCGGACCGGAGUUCUUUGGCUUCUCACACCCGUCCGUGCAGCACCUCAUCCAGAGCUGCCCCGGCGCACGCAAGUGCAGCAGCUAUAAGUGGGUGCGGUUCGAGGUGUGUCGGGCGAGCCCGGGGGCUCGGAGCUCUGGAAGCAGCCGCCCGGCGGGGGGCAUGCGGACCUUGGGGGUCCCCCCACAGGAGAGGGAGGAGGGGGAGAUCACCACUCAUGUGGGUGCAAGCAUGCGGCUUCACGUGAGCGCAGAGGACUCCAUCAGCAGCCUGCGCUCGCUGCUUGCCACGGCGGGACACAGCACAGCCCUGCUGUGUAUGACUCCCUCGAGCCAGCCCCCCCCCUCCCCCCAGCGCCACCCUCCCUCCUCCUCCCCUCGGGUCUUCGCUCCGGCCAAGCCCAGCGAGUGAGCGGUCACCAAGACGAUGGUGAGUGGGUGACAUCAACGCCUGCCUCAUCUGGACCCUCCUCCUCCCCUUGAGACUGGGGACGCAUUUGCGUCAGAGGACUCGCCUGUCUCACGUGGGAGACACACCCACUCACCUGUCUCAUUCGGAGGUGCACCUGGACACGCCUCGCCUGGACACGCGUCGCCUGGGGGAGACUCACCCACCCACCUGUCUCGUGUUGUCCAAGCCUCUUCAUCCGUCUCACCUGGGAGACCCACCGGGAAGACCCACUCACCAGCUCCCUCUCCGCCUGCUACCUGGAGGACCCUCUCUAUACACCCCCCCUGUGACCCCCUCAGCAUCUCAGGUUUCCAUCUUGAAAGUUCUUCACCGAGUCCCUAUUACCCCCAUCCUGACAGCGCUAUGGACUCGUGCUGGUGAAUGGGGUGAGGGACAAACACCCUCUGCACGCCCACAUUGUAUUUUAUUGCUGCGUCCUGUGGGAAGCCGGCGAAUGCACACAGCGACGCUGCCGGGAGCGGAGCGGCAGCUGCGAUCUCAGUUCCAGACGAGGGCUCGAGUGAUGUUGCGUGGGCACCGAUGCUGUCUCGAUAUGAUCGUUCACGAUACGAUACCAAACUUCAUUGCGUGACGAUUACAAUAAAACAAUUUAGAACGUACGCAUUUUCACCAAAAGUCAAAUUUCCAGUCGGGACCGAGAGGUGCGCAGCCAGGACCCGGGUUCCUCGUACGCCAGAUGAAACGGAGGACCAGCCUCAAUAUGUCUCUGAAUAAUGGUGCAGGACGAAACGCUGGCGCAUGCGUGUAGUGGGGUGCGAUCGCACCAGGACAGGGUCGUGGCUUGGGGGACGGCGAGCGAGCGGAGGCCACCGUGGCAGGGGGUUGACUUGAGGCCUGUGUUUUCCAUAACUCUAAUUAUUACGAUGCUCAUUUACCCAGGAAUGCCUUGUAAGGAGGGUCCUGCCGUGUUUUUUGCAGGAGUGGGGGCGAUGUUGCUAUUUAAACCCAUUUGAAGUUCAUUUUUCAGCAAUGGGAUGUUUGUCCAAUACCAGUUACAAGUUUUUUAGUUUG
Molecule: messenger RNA, 3467 nt
Organism: Petromyzon marinus (sea lamprey)
Lineage: Eukaryota; Metazoa; Chordata; Hyperoartia; Petromyzontiformes; Petromyzontidae
Biological process (GO): regulation of cell cycle; regulation of DNA-templated transcription
Cellular component (GO): nucleus
Source: RefSeq, a predicted model, not a curated record